AGAGCCUCCACAGAUUAAAGAGGAGCAGGAGGAACUCUUUGUCUACCAGCUCCUCGGUCACAACUCUCAUGUAGCUGAGAGCCAAGAUCAGAAAGGAGGCAAGCAUGGAGACUCAGGCUCAACUAGAAAUGCAGAGCCACAUCAACAGAAUCUACAUCACGAAAGCAUAAGUCACAGUAACAAUGUAGACAACCCUAACCUGUCAGAGAUGCACUGUGAUACUCACACAGGUAAACAGCCUUUAAAAUGUGACACAUGUGGAAAAGACUUUAAGGAUAAAGCAUCACUAGAGAAGCAUAUAAGAAACCACACAGAUAAGAAGCUGUUUGUGUGCAAAACAUGUGGGAAAGUUUUCAGAAACGCUAGAUGCUUGGUAAUGCACAUGAGAAACCACACAGAUAAGAAGCUGUUUGUAUGCAAAACAUGUGGGAAAGUUUUAAUAAAUAAUAGUACCGUGAUACGGCACAUGAGAAUCCACACAGAUGAGAAUCUGUUUGUGUGCAAAACAUGUGGGAAAGUUUUAAUAAAUAAUAGUACCUUGGUAAGGCACAUAAGGACCCACACAGGUGAGAAGCCAUAUUCUUGUAAAACAUGCAAAAGAAAUUACCAGAGUAAUGGUAACUUGAAAGUCCACAUGAGGACCCACACAGGUGAGAGGCCAUAUUCUUGCAAAAUAUGUGGGAAUGGAUUUACUCGGAAGUCAUCAUUGAACUCUCAUACAAGAAUCCACACAGGUGAGAAGCCAUAUUGUUGUAAAACAUGCAAAAAACAAUUCCAGAGUAAUGAUAAACUGAAACUCCACAUGAUGACCCACACAGGUGUGAAACCAUAUUCUUGCAACACGUGUGGGAAAAUAUUUUCUCUGAAAUUCACAUUGAAACGCCACAUGAUGAGUCACACAGGUGAGAGGCCAUAUUCAUGUAAAAUAUGUGGGAAUGGAUUUACGAGUAAAUCAAUAUUGGACUCUCAUAUAAGAAUCCACACAGGUGAGAAGCCAUAUUCUUGCAAAAUAUGUGGGAAUGGAUUUAGAACUAAAGCGUCAUUGGAUUCUCAUACAAGAAUCCACACAGGUGAGAGGCCAUAUUGUUGUAAAACAUGCAAAAAACAAUUCCAGCGUAGUGAUGCAUUGAAAGUCCACAUGAUGACCCACAUGGGGGAAAAGCUGCAUCUCUGCAGCACAGAGGUUCCAGAGAUUAAAGAGUAACAGGAGGAACUAAAAGGAGUUUGACACUCCUCACUUCAGGGUUACACUCUGUAAUAAGUGUUGGGUUACACACUAUGUCUACACACUACCUCAGCAAUGAGGUCACUGAGGUUAUUUCUUCGUUAGAGGAAGAUUGUCCGUCUGUUUUGGGUUAUUGGAUUGCAAUGGGAUAGUGCUUGAUCACCUGAACGUACAGGUGUACAUGCAGCAGAGAUAGAGGAUAUGGCUGGUGGGAUGCUGGGCUUCAGAAGCUCACGUGUAAUGCAUACUGGUACAUGCAGGCAGUCCCUGCACGGCUCCGCGAGCAGGAGAACUCAGCUUUAGGAUUCAGGGGAUCUAUUGGCAGAAAUGGAAUAUAGUAUUCAUAACUGUGUUUUCUUUCGUCUAUAAUCACCUGAAACUAAGAAUCGUUGUGUUUUCAUUAGAUUAGAACGAGCCCUUCAUAUCUACAUGAGGAGCGUGUCCUCUUCCACUGAGACCCCCAUGUUGCCUCUUUAGUAUCCCAGAACCUUUUUAAGGGGAAAGUUAAUGUUGUAACUGACAAUGAUGAACACUGUUAACCAAGAUGAAUGUUACUGCAUUGUAUGCACGAUGACACUGAGCAUGAAUGAUUGUAGCAACACUGUUAAUAUAAUGUGUUAUACUGCUGCACAUUGUUUGGAGACUGACUGACAGAACAUAUUGCUGGAAAGGCCAGAAGUUAUAGAAGCUUAAGGAGAACGUAUUCAUAUCACACAUGUUUGUUACCAACCAUGCAUCACAUUGUACGCUUUGUAAAUAAUGAAUGUGUGUAUACAUUGUCUUGAAGAGAUGCUAUAAAGUAAUUUCUUUCUAAAUUCCGCAAACAUAUUGUGACUUUAGAAAAAUGUAUACCAGUCAA
Messenger RNA from Cottoperca gobio, 2084 nucleotides. Its product is annotated as gastrula zinc finger protein xLCGF3.1-like. Bases 209 to 1204 code for a protein of 331 amino acids. The record is from RefSeq and is a predicted model, not a curated record. NCBI's taxonomy places the organism in Eukaryota, Metazoa, Chordata, Actinopteri, Perciformes, Bovichtidae. The transcript has 2 exons.